AUGGUUGAUCUAUUUAUCCAUAGUAGAAUUAUAUUUCGAUUUGGGCAACCCGGCGUUAUUCGGCUACUGUAUGUGUGCCGGCUCUUCUCAGCAAAUAGGAAGUCUCGAAAUUGCAUAUUACUGACCUGUACCCCAGACGUACAUAAUAAGCGAGGAUCCUUUUCAUCCCCACGAAAAGUUUUACUUCCAUUAACUUUUGACAUGUUGAGAAGCUUAAGAAAGUUUUCGACUUCACAAGUCACGAGGCAGGUUAUCGGUGCUGCCAAAGGUGAGACCGUAAACUCGUCCAAAUACCUAGGGCAAAAAUAUCACGUCAUUGAUCAUGAGUACGACUGUGUGGUUGUAGGUGCUGGUGGAGCUGGACUUAGAGCCGCCUUCGGUUUGGCUGAAGCUGGCUUCAAGACUGCUUGUAUUUCCAAGUUGUUUCCUACCAGAUCGCACACUGUUGCUGCUCAGGGUGGUAUCAAUGCUGCUUUGGGAAACAUGCAUAAAGAUGACUGGCACUGGCACAUGUACGACACUGUGAAGGGUUCCGAUUGGUUGGGUGACCAAGAUGCUAUUCACUACAUGACCAAGGAGGCUCCUCAAUCUAUUUACGAGUUGGAGAACUAUGGUGUGCCUUUCAGUAGAAACGAGGAAGGAAGAAUCUACCAAAGAGCUUUCGGUGGUCAAUCUAAGGAAUACGGUAAAGGUGGCCAAGCAUACAGAACUUGUGCCGUUGCCGACAGAACCGGUCACGCAUUGUUGCAUUCUUUGUACGGUCAAUCUUUGAGACAUGACACCCACUUUUUCAUCGAGUUCUUCGCCAUGGACUUGAUGAUGGAAGACGGCGAGUGUGUCGGUGUUGUUGCUUACAACCAGGAAGACGGUACCUUGCACAGAUUCCGCGCUCACAAGACUGUUCUUGCCACUGGUGGAUAUGGAAGAGCUUAUUUCUCAUGUACCUCUGCCCACACCUGUACUGGUGAUGGUUACGCCAUGGUUUCCAGAGCUGGAUUGCCAUUGCAAGACUUGGAGUUCGUGCAAUUCCACCCAUCCGGUAUCUAUGGAUCUGGUUGUUUGAUCACUGAGGGUGCCAGAGGUGAAGGUGGUUACUUGCUUAACUCUGAGGGUGAACGUUUCAUGGAAAGAUAUGCCCCAUCUGCCAAGGAUUUGGCUUCUAGAGAUGUUGUCUCUAGAGCUAUUACCAUGGAGAUCAACGAGGGUAGAGGUGUGGGACCUUUGAAGGACCACAUGCACUUGCAAUUGUCUCACAUUCCAGCAUCUGUCCUUAAGGAGAGACUUCCAGGUAUUUCCGAGACCGCUCACAUUUUCGCUGGUGUUGAUGUUACUAAGGAGCCAAUUCCAAUUUUGCCAACUGUUCAUUACAAUAUGGGUGGUGUUCCUACUAAGUGGACCGGUGAGGUUGUCAAGAAGAACGAGAAGGGUGAGGAUGAAGUUGUUCCCGGUUUGUUGGCUUGUGGUGAGGUAGCAUGUGCUUCUGUCCAUGGUGCCAACAGACUUGGAGCUAACUCCUUGUUGGAUUUGGUUGUCUUCGGAAGAGCUGUUUCUCACACCAUUAGAGACUCUUUGACCCCAGGUACUCCACUCAAGCCUGUCUCCAAGGACCUUGGUUUGGAGUCCAUCGCUAACCUCGACAAAUUGAGAAACGCCGAUGGUUCCAAGACCACCGCUGACAUCAGAAUGGAGAUGCAAACUACCAUGCAAAAGGGAUGUGCUGUCUUCAGAACUCAAGAGACUUUGGACGAGUGUGUUGACAAGAUCAAUGCCAUUGACAAGACUUUCAAGGACGUUAAGACCACCGACAGAUCCAUGAUUUGGAACUCUGAUUUGGUUGAGACCCUUGAGUUGCAGAACUUGUUGACUUGUGCUACCCAAACUGCUGCUUCUGCUGCUGUCCGUACAGAGUCUAGAGGAGCACAUGCUAGAGAUGACUACCCAGAGAGAGACGAUGUCAACUGGAUGAAGCACAGUUUGUCAUACCAAAAGGAGUUUGGUGCUCCAGUCACCUUGGACUACAGAAAGGUUAUUUCGACUACUUUGGACGAGAACGACUGUAAGCCAGUUCCACCUGCCAAGCGUGUCUACUAA
This is a messenger RNA of Australozyma saopauloensis, 2091 nucleotides long. Its product is annotated as succinate dehydrogenase [ubiquinone] flavoprotein subunit. Gene Ontology annotation, biological process: tricarboxylic acid cycle; mitochondrial electron transport, succinate to ubiquinone. NCBI's taxonomy places the organism in Eukaryota, Fungi, Ascomycota, Pichiomycetes, Serinales, Metschnikowiaceae. Bases 1 to 2091 code for a protein of 696 amino acids. The transcript has a single exon. Gene Ontology annotation, molecular function: flavin adenine dinucleotide binding; succinate dehydrogenase (quinone) activity; electron transfer activity. The record is from RefSeq and is a predicted model, not a curated record.